Leishmania major strain Friedlin is the source of this 1365-nucleotide messenger RNA. RefSeq lists its product as hypothetical. NCBI's taxonomy places the organism in Eukaryota, Euglenozoa, Kinetoplastea, Trypanosomatida, Trypanosomatidae. The transcript has a single exon. The coding region runs from base 1 to 1365 and encodes 454 amino acids. The record is from RefSeq and is a predicted model, not a curated record.
AUGGAAUGCCAGCGUAACCCAGACACACAAGGUGACACGAACAGCACACCAGCUUGCUAUGAGUCCUCGAGAUUGCUACGCGACCAGCUCAACACGGAUACGUGUCCCGCCAGCAACUUAGCCUCCUGUCUCCGGCGAGAGUCAACCAUGGCCGGAACGCGGUCAUACACACAAAGGGAAAAUGCAUCCGUGAUCGCCACCCCAUCUAGCUUUACAAAGGACUCGGUCUCCUUGUUCCCCGCCUUGUCUUGGCGGACCAAAGUCACUGGCACCGCGGCGGCACACCACAACGACCACGAUAGCACGCGGAUGUCGCCAGUCCUCGACUACCCACUCCUUUCGGAAGCCUUUCGCAGCGGUGCACCGGGCGUGCCACCAAUGCUUCCGUUAGAGGAAGAGUGUAAAAAUGCAGUGACGCAGGCAGCUGUUUUGCCGCAGCCAUCUUCUACACCGAUACUUCCCCCGCCCAUCGAAACAUCCCACCCAACUUUGCAGAAGGUCUGUGUAGUGUCAUCACCCGCCAACACAUGGCAGGGUGUAGCGGUGAAAGAUAUGCUUUCGUUUUCAUCCUCGUCGCUCAUGUCGGCUGCCCCAUCGCAGUUGAAUCCGUUGCACGGCGCAGGAUUGAUCCGGUGCCACUCGGCUCCAGCGCUGCAUAAGGUGGCAAACAGGACAAAGGUGCUGGUGCACAGGUCGUUACCUGAGGAGGAGGUGAGCCGGCCUCGGUCUGCAGUUGUGCAAAUAGCCGCUAUAGCUGUUACAAGCCCCAGGGCACACCAUGGCGACGAGUCUUUUUCCGCACAGCCUCCGCAUGGCGCGACUAUCACGUCAAGGUCUGGGCCGCGCGCGUCGUGUUUGAGAGCGUCCACCAGCGUUUCAGGCCCGGUGCUGGAAGAGGUAGCGGCUGUGGCUUUAACUGGCGUUGGCUCGCGCGAGUUUUCGUUCCGCUCCCCCAGCAGCUCGAUUGUCACUUUCAUCGACCACGAGCUCGACAUCAGUACAACGGACUCGGGCGUCUUACACGCUGGCGACGGCCUCCAUGACGCGUCGGAAGCCGAAAGCCUCCUCGAGAGCGAAGGUGGGCGGCGGUGUAGCGGCACAAAGCUGUACCUGCUUACCGACACGCGCUCAUCCCUCGUGUCUGGCGCACAUGUGAGGCCAUUCAUGUCAAGAUCCACUGUGCGGCAUAGACGCCUGCCGGCGGCUGUGACGUCAGUGCCGCAGCCUGCACACCUCACAUCUGAGUACGCUGCCGCUGUUCAAGCAGCGGCUAAGCAUGGUCGCAGCCUGCGUCAGAUCCUGGCAAGGUGCGGCGACGCCGAUGACGCAUUGCGGGAUUCUGGAGAGGCACAGAGCGAACUAUAA